Molecule: messenger RNA, 927 nt
Organism: Drosophila arizonae
Lineage: Eukaryota; Metazoa; Arthropoda; Insecta; Diptera; Drosophilidae
Gene: Ak3
Product: Adenylate kinase 3
Biological process (GO): nucleobase-containing compound metabolic process
Cellular component (GO): mitochondrion
Molecular function (GO): AMP kinase activity; ATP binding
Source: RefSeq, a predicted model, not a curated record
CUUUCAGCGUAAAUUCAAUAAAAAUAUCAUUUAUUCAUUAUGUAUACGAAAAUAUUUCGUGCUGUGAUAAUCGGCGCUCCCGGAUCGGGAAAAGGCACCAUCUCGGAUCGUAUUGUGAAGACGUUCGGGUUUCUCCACAUUUCCUCGGGGGACAUUCUGCGCCAGAAUAUCAUCAAAAAUACCGACCUGGGCAAGAAGGCGCAACAGUACAUUGCCUCCGGUCAGCUGGUACCAGAUGAUAUUAUGACCAAGACAAUGAUCGCCCGCAUCACCGAGGUGGGCAACAAAUCCUACAUUUUGGAUGGCUUUCCCCGUAAUAGUGCCCAAGCCGAUAUUUUGGCGGCACGUGAACAAAUUGAUGCCGUUAUCAACUUGGACAUUCCACAUGAUGUGAUCAUUGAGCGUGUCAAGCAUCGUUGGAUACACGCCCCAUCCGGACGUGUCUACAAUAUAGGCUUCAACGAUCCGAAGGUGGCGGGCAAGGAUGAUAUAACUGGCGAGCCACUGACUCAACGCGAGGACGACAAACCGGAGGUGGUGUCCAARCGUUUGMAACUCUACGAUGAACUAAUGGGUCCCGUGCUGGCCUGGUAUGCUSAACGUGGUCUGGUAACCAGUUUCAAGGGUCGCGAAACUAAGGAGAUUUGGCCACGCGUCGAACGUUUUCUCAAGGACAAAGUCAACAUGGGUUAAGAGGAGUAGGGUAUUAUGGCAACAACGAAACAAACACUUCAAUUAAGUGCACAAAUUUUAUUCAAUAUUGAUAGGCAGCUGUUGCUAAGAUGUGUUCAAUUAAGGUCUAACAUAUAUAUUAGAUUUAUAUAUAUGUUGUGCGCGAUAGAGUAGGGCUAGUAGAAGGGGGUUUACGGUUCAUUGAAACUAAUCAAAUGUAAUUGCGAAGCCUUACAACGUAAAAACGAAUCAAAA